Molecule: messenger RNA, 1211 nt
Organism: Daldinia decipiens
Lineage: Eukaryota; Fungi; Ascomycota; Sordariomycetes; Xylariales; Hypoxylaceae
Exons: 1
Coding region: 93-947 (284 amino acids)
Source: RefSeq, a predicted model, not a curated record
UAGUCAUAAACACUUGUUAUAUUUAGUUAAUAACUAACGCGACCGGCAACUAGAGAGUAGCUGAAUGGGAUGGAAGCCCAAUUGACUACGCAAUGUACUAUUAUCACCGCUUCUUCCACGAUGAAGGCUGCAUCUGCCCUCACGAGUUUGGUCCGGUAUUCAGUGGUCCUGGUAAAUGGGCUGGAGGUGCAUACAAUUGCUACAAUCCCAAAGACUUCGCGUCUGCUCUUCCUGCUGAUAGCAGAAGUCUUCCGCACUCUCAUCCGGCCGAUGGACAAGCCGGCGAGUCUUCGUCAAAGGCAUCCAAAAGCCUACUAGACAUUGAGCGACAGCGAUGGGACAAGAUCCAAGCUUACUGGCGUCAUGAGCGCAUCGAAUCGCCGUUUGUGCCUUCAACAUUUGACGAAUAUCUCAAGUUCAAGAAUGACACCGUGAAAGCUAAACAGCUUGCGAUCAUCAAGAUGAUGGAAGAUCCCAGCAACUCCGUUGGCCAUAAACAUAGCCAAGCCUGUGCUCCCCGUGUUCGAAUGUCUCCGAAGUUGCUUAAGAUUCACAACACGGACAAUCUUAGCCUGGUCACAUCGCGCGUUUCUAUCUGGCAUGAGAAUACCAACCUGUUCGUGCCUGUCGACUGGCCACUUCAAUGGGAAUAUGAGUAUUAUCAGGGACAGCUGCCUCUGCCUCGUACUCAGGAGGUUGACUACCAAUUUGAGGACAUGGUCGACCGAUACAAGCUCUUCCCUGCCUUCGGCCCUCUGGUCCCCCGCCAGUUUCGCAGAAUUGCUAACCGGGCGCUUGAGCCUACCCUCGAUGGCAUGACUCGACCAGAGUAUUGGGACAUAGUCUGGGAGGGAGACAUGAAACCCCCCAAAAUCGAGAUCGAGGAGCUUACUGGCUUCAUGCAGCAGCUCCUUCAAGAUAUCGAUGAGGAAGAGCCUGCGAUCUGAAAUGUUCCGGAUGGUGAUCUUAUGCGGGGAAAGCGGAAUAGGGCAGCAUCUUACGAUGCAUAUGAGAUUCUAUCGACACAUGGAGCAGACGCAGAGAUGAUGAGUCUUAUGACUUUUAUGAAUUAGGUACUGGAUCUUGUACAUUAUGUAUUUUGCAGGAUAAGCUUUUGCUACCUGCUUGAGGUUAAGGGAUUACCUUGACAUUUCUUAGCAUUUCAGACAGAACAGACAGAACAGACAGAAUGGACCAAUCGAUGAAUAAAU